Messenger RNA from Eremothecium cymbalariae DBVPG#7215, 240 nucleotides. RefSeq names its product ubiquinol--cytochrome-c reductase subunit 10 (gene QCR10). The record is from RefSeq and is a predicted model, not a curated record. Gene Ontology annotation, biological process: mitochondrial electron transport, ubiquinol to cytochrome c. The transcript is spliced from 2 exons. NCBI's taxonomy places the organism in Eukaryota, Fungi, Ascomycota, Saccharomycetes, Saccharomycetales, Saccharomycetaceae. Bases 1 to 240 code for a protein of 79 amino acids.
AUGGCUACCCAGUAUUUCUCUAAAUUACCAUUCAAAUCUGCUAUUCGUUUUGGUGGGGUUACACUUAAGAAUGCAUUUAAUUAUGCUCCAACCCUAGCUAUUUGGGGUGGUGCAUCUUUGGCAGCUGUUUUUGUUUUCACUGAGAACUGGCCCAUUUUCCAGGACGCUAUCUUUAAGAAGAUUCCAGUAUAUGGGUCUCACUGGGUGAAGGAGAUUCCACCAGAAGACUCUCCUCAGUAA